AUGGAAGAAGAACAAGAAGACGACCCAAAAACCCUAAUCACUGGCCUCCCUGAUGACCUUGGCCUCCAAUGCAUAGCCCGGGUCCCUCGCGUCUACCACCAAACCCUAGCACAGGUCUGCAAGCCGUGGCGCUCUCUUGUUCGAUCUGAGCUCUUCGUAUCGGCUCGCUCUUCUCUCAAAACAGCACAACACUUCCUCUACUUUAUGGUUAGGACCCAUGAUUCCUGUUUCAAAUGGUUUGUUCUAAGCCAUUACAACCACCUUAAACAAACUUGUCCUUUGCCCCCAGCUCCUGCGCCCACUAUGGGUUCAGCGUGUGUUGUAUUGGGCUCGAGCCUCUAUAUAUUGGGUGGCUCCAUUAAUGAUUUGCCAUCACCUAACACUUGGGUUUAUGAUGCUUGUUUGAAUUCAUGGAGAAAUGGACCCAGAAUGAGAGUUGCCAGAGAAUUUGCGGCAGCUGGUACAAUAAACCAGAAGAUUUAUGUAGUGGGUGGGUGCCAAGCUGAUACAUGGGCUCGAUCUGCUUCUUGGGCUGAGGUUUUCGAUCAAAAGGUGGGUCACUGGGCUCCAAUUCCAAGCCCAAUCGAGAUGAGAGAGAAAUGGAUGCAUGGAAAUGCGGUUUUGAAAGGGAAGCUCUUGGCCAUGGCAGAUCGAGGCGGUGUAGUUGACGACCCAAGAGGUGGAACCUCUGAUGGUUCUUCGAAUUCUGAGAAAUUGGGUUCUUGGUCUUUUGUUUCAAUGGAGUUGGACACAGGUUGGAGAGGCAGAGCAGCGGUAGUAAAGGGGAUUCUCUUUUGUUAUGACUUUUUGGGUAAGAUAAGGGGGUACGAUUCAGAGGAAGAUAAAUGGAUGGAGUUGCAGGGUGUGAAGAAGAGUUUGCCGAAGUUUUUGUGCGGAGCAAGUUUAGCGAAUGUUGGGGAGAAGCUUUAUGUGGUUUGGGAGGGUUUGGGGAGAAAUAAGGAGACUGAACUUUUGUGUGCAGAGGUGGACGUUGAGAAUAAGGGGGUUGGUUUGUUAUGGGGCACUGUUGUUUGGUAUCAAGUUAUUCUGUCUCUACCGAAGGGGGCUUCCACGAUACAUUGCCUCUCUCUUGGGCUAUGA
Messenger RNA from Amborella trichopoda, 1101 nucleotides. RefSeq names its product SKP1 interacting partner 6 (gene SKIP6). Gene Ontology annotation, molecular function: protein binding. The record is from RefSeq and is a predicted model, not a curated record. Lineage: Eukaryota; Viridiplantae; Streptophyta; Magnoliopsida; Amborellales; Amborellaceae.